This is a messenger RNA of Nicotiana tabacum (common tobacco), 1427 nucleotides long. Its product is annotated as retrovirus-related Pol polyprotein from transposon TNT 1-94-like. Gene Ontology annotation, biological process: DNA integration. Gene Ontology annotation, molecular function: nucleic acid binding. Lineage: Eukaryota; Viridiplantae; Streptophyta; Magnoliopsida; Solanales; Solanaceae. The record is from RefSeq and is a predicted model, not a curated record.
UAAACACUCCCACCUUCCAAGAAAUUGCACUUUUUUGGCUUCUUUCUCCUAUGUCAUCACAAAAGUCCAAAACUAACUACUCUCUCUUUCUCUAACCUAUAAAACUGUACUAUUUUUUUUUUCUCCCCCCAUCCAAUUAAGGUACAACUCUUUAAGCAGAAAGUACAACCAUCUAAAGCACUACCUUCACUCCAAAGCUCAAUUUCUUCAACAAACAUGGCUUCCAAUUCAAGAUUCCAUUUGGGUAUUUCUCUUCUCUUCAUAUUAACCCCUUUUACCCUCUCUUUCAUACUCAGCCCAUCACCACAGCCAGAACCAAAACCGACAAUAUAUGAUAUUCUCCCAGAUUUUGGGCUUCCACGUGGCAUCUUUCCAGACACUGUGGAAUCCUUUAAUCUUGAUAAAGAUGGAAACUUUGAAGUUUUUUUAAAGACCCCUUGUUAUGUAGAGUUUGAAUAUUUGGUUUAUUAUGCUGAAAAGAUUAGUGGAAAGCUAAGUAUUGGGUCAAUGACUGAGUUAAAAGGGAUUGAAGUGAAAAGAUUCUUUUUUUGGUUCAAUGUUAAUGAAAUUAGAGUUGAUUUGCCACCUUCUGAUAGUGUUUACUUUCAGAUUGGGUUUGUUAAUAAGAAGCUUGAUGUGAAUCAGUUUGAGACUAUUCAUUCUUGUAUGAAUAAUGGAAUUUGGUUGAGCUCUUGUGGUGGAUCUUUGAGACAAGUUCUACAGGUAUGUUAACAUGACUUACAAAUGAGAAAAAGUCACUACAAGUAGAGCAGUCUUAGGUUGAGAAAAUAAUAAUAUUACUUGAGCAAAAGUUACAAGUCAUUCCUUCGGUGAUGGCCAGUUGGUUUGGAGAGCAGUUAUCCAUACAGAUGAUCUGAGAUUGAUCACCUCUCAAUGUCUUCUAGGCAGAGCUUGUCGCACAGCGGUUGCCUAGUACGGUUUACAUCCUUUGUGUGAUUUGUAGGCUAUUACACAUUAGGGAAUUUACCCAGUAUACACAAAGUACUCACCAUAAAGUGUUCAUCCGAAGAGCAAAGACUGUGCCAAAGAUUGUGGCAGAGACUAUAGAGGUGGCUGGUUUUCCUUGAUUAAAAGAAAAAGCUACCAGUCAACCCCUAAAUAGUUGACUAAUGGAUUUGAACAAUUUGUUAUUUUAAUGUGAAAACCGUAAUAAGCUAGGUUUUAGGCAAGAGUUCGUGUUAUAUAGUCUGCUCUUUUAAGAGUGUGUGUAUAGUUUGUUUUAUAGUAUUAUUUUUGUGCCAAGAUAAGCAGAAUUCUCUCUGUAUUCUUCUCCUCCCUAUGUUUUGCUCAUUAUUUUCUCGUGUCUCCAAAUUUAUAACUUACCUUUACAGAGUAGCUGUUGAGUUUUUGUUUAAGAUGAAAUAGUCUUAAAAUUAGAGUGAAUGGGAAAUGGGUUUUGGAUUCGG